AUGGGCGUGUUGCCGAAGAAAGCGCUUCCGGUUGCUGCCAAGACGGAGUCGGGUGCAGCGGCUAAGGCAGCAGAAGCCUCGACGGGAGGGAAGGCAGUUGUGGGUGUGGAUGGGAAGAGUGAGGGUGAAGUGAAGGAUGGAAAGGCUGCUGGACCGAAGGCUGGUCCUGCGUUGUUACCCAAAAAGUCGAUGGGCGUGUUGCCGAAGAAAGCGCUUCCGGUUGCUGCCAAGACGGAGUCGGGUGCAGCGGCUAAGGCAGCAGAAGCCUCGUCGGGAGGGAAGGCAGUUGUGGGUGUGGAUGGGAAGAGUGAUGGUGAUGCGAAGGAUGGAAAGGCUGCUGGACCGAAGGCUGGUCCUGCGUUGCUACUGAAGAAAGCUGCAAAUGUGCUUCCCAAGAAGGCGGUGGAACACGCAUUAAAGAAUCCGAUGGCUGGAGUUAACGGGGUGGCUUCAGGGGAUCUUUCGAAGCCUUCAACGUUCGGAGAUGUCGUGGGAACUGCUGCAUCAGGCGAACAAAAGGUUUCUGCCUCUGGUCCGUCGGCUAGCCUGCAAAAGCAUCAAGGCGUAUAUCUCCAAGUUACUCACGGAGAUUCCAUCUCCUCCACCAACCCCGUCUUGCAGACCACACCUCCUUCAACCGACACCAACCCCGAGACGUUGGCCCCUACAACAAACGAAGGUGAAGCGCCAUUGAAUUUUGCUCAGAAGGAAAGUCGUACGCAGUCACAAAGACGCGAAGGCAUUCAUGUGGAUAUGGAACCAGCAGAAGAGUAUCCAAGCUUUCCUGAACCAGCAGGCUUAACUUCCCAAGCUGAACGCACUCAGGGUUCCAACCCCCCCACAGACUGGCUCCCCAAUGAAGCCUUGCCAUCACCACCCAUACCUGCACACCCACAAGCAGCAGCAGGCGCCAUCGACAAAGCAGCAAAAACACCUGAACCAGAAAUUGCCAAAGCCAACAAUGCAGGCUCGACAAGGCCGAGAACUGAAGCUCCGCAAAAGGCAGCGCCUGCGUUGCUUCCAAAGAAGUCUAUGACUGUGUUGCCAAAGAACGCGGUGGAGGCCCCGGCAAAGGCAAAGCCAGACGCAUCAGCCGCAACCAAGCCAGCAGAAGCUGAAGCAGCGGCGAAGGCAGAUGGAGGUUUGGAGAAGAAGAGUGAGGGUGAAGGAAAAUCGGAGACUGUGGCGCCCAAGAAGGCAGCGCCUGCGUUGCUUCCAAAGAAGUCUAUGACUGUGUUGCCAAAGAAGGCGGUGGAGGCUACUGCGAAGGUAGACGCAUCAGCCACAGAGAUGCUCGCAAAAACCGAUGCAGCAGCAAAGGCCGACGGCGCAUUGGAGAAGAAGAGAGCAAAGGCAGAUGGAGGUUUGGAGAAGAAGAGUGGGGGUGAAGGAAAAUCGGAGGCUGCCACCGCGAAGAAGGCAGCGCCUGCGUUGCUUCCAAAGAAGUCUAUGACUGUGUUGCCAAAGAAGGCGGUGGAGCCAGACGCAUCAGCCGCAACCAAGCCAGCAGAGGCCGCAGCAGCAGCGAAGGCAGAUGGAGGUUUGGAGAAGAAGAGUGAGGGUGAGGGAAAAUCGGAGGCCGCCACCGCGAAGAAGGCAGCGCCUGCGUUGCUUGCAAAGAAGUCUAUGACUGUGUUGCCAAAGAAGGCGAUGGAGGCUACUGCAAAGGUAGACGCAUCAGCCGCAACGAAGCCAGCAGAAGCCGAAGCAGCAGCGAAGGCAGAUGGAGGUUUGGAGAAGAAGAGUGAGGGUGAAGGAAAGUCGGAGACUGUGGCCCCCAAGAAUGCAGCGCCUGCGUUUCUUGCAAAGAAGUCUAUGACUGUGUUGCCAAAGAAGGCGGUGAAGGCUACUGCAAAGGUAGACGCAUCAGCUGCAACGAAGCCAGCAGAGGCCGAAGCAGCAGCGAAGGCAGAUGGAGGUUUGGAGAAGAAGAGUGAGGGUGAAGGAAAAUCGGAGGCUGCCACCCCGAAGAAGGCAGCGCCUGCGUUGCUUCCAAAGAAGUCUAUGACUGUGUUACCAAAGAAGGCGGUGGACGCUCCGGCAAGGGCAGACACAUCUGCCACAGAGAUACCCGCAAACGCCGAUGCAGCAGCAAAGGCCGACGGCUCAUUGGAGAAGAAGAGUGAGGGUGAAGGAAAGUCGGAGACUGUGGCCCCCAAGAAGGCAGCGCCUUCGUUGCCUACUGAGAAGACGCCGGUGACUGCGGCAAAAACUGAUGCAUCAGCCACAGCGGCGCCAACAAACACCGAUGCAGCAGCAAAGGCAGAUG
Molecule: messenger RNA, 2269 nt
Organism: Eimeria maxima
Lineage: Eukaryota; Apicomplexa; Conoidasida; Eucoccidiorida; Eimeriidae
Exons: 3
Source: RefSeq, a predicted model, not a curated record